This is a messenger RNA of Dromiciops gliroides (monito del monte), 742 nucleotides long. RefSeq lists its product as uncharacterized. The transcript is spliced from 7 exons. Bases 43 to 660 code for a protein of 205 amino acids. Lineage: Eukaryota; Metazoa; Chordata; Mammalia; Microbiotheria; Microbiotheriidae. The record is from RefSeq and is a predicted model, not a curated record.
UCCUCCAUAACCGUACUUUUUCAGUCAAUCUCCAGCGGGAGAAUGACAAUAGGUCAAUUUUUAAAUUUCUUCACCAGUUGGUUCGGCAUGUUGAGAAUUCAACGCAGAGAGCCUGAUCUCUUUGAUGGAAAAAACGUAUCUUUUGUGGAUGCAGAUACAUCUGGCCGUCUUCAAGAUCUGGAGAUCAAGGAGUAUGAUGAUGAACAAACAAAGGAAAAUAAAGAGGAAGAGAUACCACCAUGCCAUGAAGACAACACGGACAAGGCAAUGGAACCGGAGAAUGCAAAUGUUCUUGAAUAUGGACGUGAUGAAUCAGAUCUCCCUAAGAAGGGAAAGAGAUUUUGGUUGAGAAGAAGGAAGCAAGUUGUUCGAAAUGGUAAAAACGCUUGUGAUCCACAAUCAUCCCCAAAUCCUGAUCUCAAUAGGAGCAGAAAUUGGGUAUCCAGGAUGUUGAAACGUAACCAAGUCAUACCAAUAGGAGUUAAUCCAAAUCCACGAGAAAUUAUCCCUGAUCUAAGUAAGAGGACAAUAUGGAUAACGUCUUGCCUCGGCAGUGUUGAUGUGAUACCAAUGGACUGUGAGAAUGAAGAUCCAAACCAAGCAAUUAUCCAUCAUAUAUACGGAAGACCUAGCGAUGAUCAGGAAGAAUUUGUGGCAUAAUUAAUUCUGGCUCGGUGUUUCAUUACUGACUAAUUUAGCUUAAGGACAAUUUCUUUUGGAUUAAACUUUUUUUGCCAAAUUG